UUUGAUUUAAGUAGGUGAACAUGAGUCAGUUUAUAUGCUACAAAAGGUUGUAGAUUCUCUGCUAGGCACAACUCAUACUGGUAAAGUACUGUCAAAACCUUAGGAAAACUUUCUCUAUUUGACCUAGUAAAGCAGUGUUCCACUUGAAAAGACUACCUCUAUAUCCAGUCAACAGGCAAAUUUAAAAGAAGCACGCUGAAGGUAAUCAUUGUUGGAGCCCAGAGGAUAGGGGAAUGAUAAGGCUUUCAAGCUAGUCCCACUAAAUUGAUAUUACUAUAAUUGUUAUCAUUAUUAUCAUUGUAAAUAGCAUGAUUUGUUAUCAUCUAAUUAUUGGUAAAAUGUUGAUUAGACAAUGUAUUCUUAAAUCAUCUUCCUCUUGUGGAACAGGGUACUCAUAAAUAUGUGAGAUGUCAGGUUUUCUGUUUUGCAUGCAUACGUGAAAUAUUAAUAUUCUGCAACAUUACCUUCAAGGGUCGUUAUAAAAUAUCUAGUUCUUUUCAGUGCUACAAUAAUUGUGUUAUACCAAAAGCCACAUGCAGUCUUUGAUUGUCUGUUUUUUUUCCACGAUAUUGGUUUGGAGUUUUCGUCUCUACUGGUGUCGUGUUUAGUAUUAUACUGUGUGUAGGUGUGGGUUUCAUAUCAUGGCAAUUUUUCAAUAAACUGGCUUUGAGGUUCUUGCUGACCUACAGGCCCCUGUAUCUACACUUGUGUGUGCAUUUCUCUGUAUAGUGUAGGAAAAAUUGACCAAUUCUAUCAAUGAAAGAGAAGAAACUAUGCAGUACACCAAAAUGUUCUACUUGAGCUCCAUCUGGAUAAUUUCUUCUGAAAAUCGCACACAGUUGGCCUUGGAGCUUUGAAAUGAUGCUUGGCACUUCCUAGGACUAAGGAGGACCUACAUGUAGCACCAGAUGUAAUGAUGGGCUAAAGAGCUAAAGAGGGAUGAGACAUGUAGUAAAAUGGAAUGUUUGGUGGACAGUGUGAAUUUUCUUCCAAAUGAGGUUUUCCCAGACAGUUUUAUGCGUCGUGAAAUAUCUGCUUUUAAGGUUCCUUGCCCAUUCAUGAAGGAUGGGUGUCCUUGGAAGGGAGAAGUGAGAUAUUUAGAGGUACACAUAGAAACAAAGUGUUAUGGUUAUCCAAUUACUUGUGGAAAAUGCAACAAGGAUGGAAUUUCAAGAGGGAAAUUGAAAGAUCACCAGGAUCUUAUUUUUGGCGACUGUGAAGCCGUGCAGGUGCAGGGACCAUGCCCCUUCUCUCAGAUUGGCUGCCCGAAAAGGGAUUGUCUAAACCAAAGGGAAAAGAAACAGCAUUUGCAGAAGGCCUUUGCUCAACACAGUGUUCUGCUGCUUCAGCUUGCAAUUCGAACAAGCAAAGAAUAUGAGGCCAUUCUGACCCGUGACCCGAGGAUCAUGUCCAGGAGUCCUCAAUUAUUGACGAACCAUGACAGUCUUAUUCAAGAUCUACAGAAUCAACUACAAAUUAGAACUGACGAAAUCAGAAGCCUUCAAGGUAAACUGCAAGAGAACAGUCGUCGCAUAACCAUAUUGGAGCGAACGUUAGCAUCAGGUACUGUUUCUGGAGGAGCAUCGUAUUACCUACGGGACGUGGGCAAUUUGAAAAGGCAACUUGACACCACACAGGAGAGCUGCAGGAGGCAUGACCGAAGGAUUGAAUCUAUUGAGCACACGCUGGCACUUAGAAAUGUAACCCUGGCUGAUUUGGAAGAAUACGUAAGACAGCAAGAGAUCUCAAGCUACGAUGGCCAGCUGUUGUGGAAGAUUUCUGAUUAUGCUCGUAAACGGAAUGAUGCAGUCACAGGCCAGCAAGUCUCCUUUAAUAGCCCUUUUUUCUACACCAGUCGCCAGGGGUAUAAAAUGUGCGUACGCCUGUAUCUAAACGGCUAUGGUCAGGGCAAAGGAACUCAUCUAUCUAUGUUCUUUGUGGUCAUGCGUGGUGAGUAUGAUGCAGGUCUCGACUGGCCAUUUAGACAGAAGGUCACCUUCAUGUUACUGGAUCAAGAUGGAGUGGAACACGUAGUCGAGGCCUUCACUCCUUGCUUGAGGCGCUCGUCCUUCCAAACGUCAAGUAGCACCAUCGCCGGUGGAAGUACAUCGUUCUUUCCGCUUGAUGAAAUUGGUAAUCGCGCCUAUGUUAAGAACGACGUCAUGUUCUUAAAAAUAAUUGUCGAUACCUCUGAUUUGUAGAAAGUGUUUGUUCAUCGAAGGGUAUGUUGCUCAUACCCUCCAUCGUUUAAGUUUCUUUCCUUUACGUAAUGUUUAUCUAAGUUGUUGUUUGUUUUCAUUUGCAGUGUAAUGUUGAUGUUUUGAGUGUUUUUAUUUUAUUACUUUAGCAACUUAGGCUUGUGAAGGGCGGAAGUCUGCAUGCGAUAAGAGUUGGUAUAUGUUUUCGGCGUCAGUAUUUUGCAGGUUUUCCUACUCCUCCAGUUUUUAGUUUUUCAUUCCUUUAGAUCGAGGACAAACUGCAAAAAUUUCAAGGUAUACGUUUAGGAGCCGCUAUAGAAUUACAAAUGAGGAAUAUUCUCAAUAGUAUGAUUUAGGUCUCUACCCACCAUAUAUGCAUGUUCAAGGUUCAUUAAUAGCUCUGAUAGUGAUAUGGAUAGUGAAAUUAAUACAAAAAUAGUACAAUAGUGCACAAUAAAACGCAUGCAAAAAAAUCUGUGAAAAACAUUUGACAUGUUUUUCACCUUGAGAGUUUUUUAGAGAGUUUAGUGUGCAAAACCUAAAAAGCCAAAAACAAAACAAAGAAAAAACAACCAAGAGAAAACAAUUGAAAAAAAUUCAAAA
Messenger RNA from Stylophora pistillata, 2801 nucleotides. Its product is annotated as TNF receptor-associated factor 2. The record is from RefSeq and is a predicted model, not a curated record. Gene Ontology annotation, cellular component: cytoplasmic side of plasma membrane; plasma membrane signaling receptor complex. NCBI's taxonomy places the organism in Eukaryota, Metazoa, Cnidaria, Anthozoa, Scleractinia, Pocilloporidae. Gene Ontology annotation, biological process: regulation of canonical NF-kappaB signal transduction; regulation of apoptotic process; signal transduction. Gene Ontology annotation, molecular function: tumor necrosis factor receptor binding; zinc ion binding.